GCUCGUCUGACCCCGGUUCUGUCCAGCUCUGAGACUUUUUUUUUUGUGGAUGCUCUAAUAUCUGAUUCCUCACGGCUCUGGUACUUUGUUGCUUGCUACCUGUGGAGGUUCCCUGGUCCCUUCUGGUUCAUCCGCAGCCCCACUGAGAGGCACCAUGCUGGGAGUGGAUGUGUGUGAGUUUGGGGGUCAGAUGCUGGAGCUGCUGUGGCUGACUAUGUGCUACAGAGGUCUGGUCGCGGACAAGAAGGAUUUAGCCAUCGAGGAGGAAGUGGACGAGAGAAACCUCAACUAUAAUCCUCCGGCUCAGAAGACCCUGCAGGAGAUCCAGGACCUGGACAAGGACGAUGAGAGUCUGGUCAAGUACAAGCAGACCCUGCUGGGGAAGGGACCACUUGCUGGAGACGUCUCUGGGCCGAAUGUCUGUGUGACCAGGAUGACCCUGUUAUGUGACCAGGCUCCUGGACCCAUCACCAUGGACCUGACAGGAGACCUGAACUCUCUGAAGGAGAAGAACUUCUCUGUGCAGGAAGGAGCGAGAUACAGACUAAAGAUUCACUUUAAGGUGAACCAAGAAAUUGUUGCUGGCUUGAGGUACCAUCAUGUGACCUCAAGAAAAGGAGUAAAAGUGGACAAGGUGACGUACAUGGUGGGAAGUUACGGCCCGAAGACAGGGGAGUACGAGUAUCUCACCCCGGCUGAGGAAGCACCCAAAGGCCUGAUGUCACGUGGCCACUAUCAGAUCAAGUCCCACUUCAUCGACGACGACAAGAACGUCUUCUUGUCCUGGGAGUGGAACCUGGACAUCCUAAAGGACUGGAACGAAUAGAUGGGGAGAGAGAGAGAGAGGAGGAUGAUACUGCUCUCCUCCCUCCUCUAACUCCUACUCUUCACCUCCCUCUUUUCAUUACACCGCCCAAAACUGGAGGCUCUACCUCUGCCUCUUCCUCCCUGUUCU
This is a messenger RNA of Pleuronectes platessa (European plaice), 955 nucleotides long. Its product is annotated as rho GDP-dissociation inhibitor 2. Bases 155 to 826 code for a protein of 223 amino acids. The record is from RefSeq and is a predicted model, not a curated record. Gene Ontology annotation, cellular component: cytoplasm; membrane; cytosol. NCBI's taxonomy places the organism in Eukaryota, Metazoa, Chordata, Actinopteri, Pleuronectiformes, Pleuronectidae. The transcript is spliced from 6 exons. Gene Ontology annotation, biological process: Rho protein signal transduction. Gene Ontology annotation, molecular function: Rho GDP-dissociation inhibitor activity; protein binding.